Messenger RNA from Misgurnus anguillicaudatus (oriental weatherfish), 1096 nucleotides. The record is from RefSeq and is a predicted model, not a curated record. Lineage: Eukaryota; Metazoa; Chordata; Actinopteri; Cypriniformes; Cobitidae.
AAAUGUUCAAGACUCUAUCAGCGAACACUAAUCGCCUUUAGAGCAGUCAUAGCCUAGUAUGUGAACAGAUGGUCUUUUGAUUAAAGUUGAUACUGACGCAGAAAACCGAAGCUCAUGAGGACUUUUAUGUGACAUCAGUGCUGAAUUAGCUCGUGUGGAUGAGAGACAGGUUCUCCUCACAAACUACAGGCUUGGCAUAUGAUGAUGAUUAUACUGAACCUAUGGGACUUGGAUGGACAUUAAGUAUAGACAUACUAAAAUAUUCAGGAAGGUGUAACCAUGUUUUGUACGAGAGAACACUGCGUGCAGUUUGUCUACAGAAUGACCGUAAGCAGAAAUCAUAACCAGAAAGCAUUUCUGCUGCUGUGUGUGUGGCUCCUGUGCAUGCAGCCAGUGUCCAGCGGCAACCAAAGCUCUCGAGGACAAACUGGUCGCUUUGAGAUUAAGCCGGGUACUUGUGAAGUGGUGGCAGCUCAUCGUUGCUGUAAUAAGAAUAAAAUCGAGGAGAGAUCACAGACUGUGAAGUGCUCCUGUCUGCCUGGACAGGUUGCCGGGACCACCCAUGCUAAACCAUCAUGUGUGGAUGCAUCUGUCGUUCGGUUGAAGUGGUGGUGUCAGAUGGAGCCCUGUUUAAACAGUGAGGAGUGUAAAGUGUUGCCUGACCUCACCGGCUGGUCCUGCAGCUCUGGGAAUAAAAUCAAAAUUACCAAGGUCACACGUUAGAUGAAAUCUUCAACUCAGACCAUGGACAUGUGAUGACAGCUCAUAAUUUCACAGAAGCAAUUUUUAUAAUGAAAUGCAAACGUCAAGAAAAUUGCUGCUGAAGGCGGAAACAUGCAAAGUGUCGACUAAAAAUGUGAGAGUGCAAAUGUUGAGAAGGGUCGGAUUUAGAAAGAUCAUAAAAUGUCAGGUCUGUCUAUCUGUUUUGAGUACAGGAUGACUUGAGACCUUUUUCACUUCAAGGCCCCCCUUUUACCCACAACAACAUUUAAGGCUCCCCCACUCAGUUAAAAAGGUGCAAUUAUCUCUUGACAGAAAUGCAAUACAAUAUACAUAACUAUAUUAUCAGUGGUGUAUAAAGACCCUACAAAAUGAA